Messenger RNA from Galendromus occidentalis (western predatory mite), 929 nucleotides. Its product is annotated as hydroxysteroid dehydrogenase-like protein 2. NCBI's taxonomy places the organism in Eukaryota, Metazoa, Arthropoda, Arachnida, Mesostigmata, Phytoseiidae. Bases 91 to 534 code for a protein of 147 amino acids. The transcript is spliced from 2 exons. The record is from RefSeq and is a predicted model, not a curated record.
AGUGGCAAACGAUCAGAGCACCUGGAAGCUAAAUUUUGCGCUCGCUGUUGCCAUCCUUGCCUUUGCGUCACUCAACUGCUUUAAGUCGUCAUGGCCCCUCACGUCGAGACAGACUUCACGACGAUACAUGAAAUUCCCGAGAGGCCCGCAACACCGCCCCCACGCGACAGAGCUUUGGAGAUCCUGAAGUUGUGCACAGUACCCGACAUCUUCCGCACCGUAGGAUAUUACAUAAAUCCCGAAAUGGUUGCUAGAGUGAACGGUGUGGUCAUCUUCAACAUAGAAGGUGAGCCAGCGCCGUGGUUCGUGGAUCUCAAGAACGGCUCCGGAUGUUUCGGGCAGGGCGUUUGUCCACACCCACCGGAUUUGGAGUUGUUCAUGACUUCGGAAGUUUUCCUGCAGCUAUUCAAAGGCGAAAUCAACCCAAAACUCGCCUUUAUUUUCGGUUAUUUCCGUCUGAGCGGCAGCAUCUUCUGCGCGAUCCGUCUCGAGAGCCUCAUGUGGGCUGUGAGAGAGUACUACGGACUGAUUUAGGACUACCGAAGAUUUUACUCGUACCGCUUUAAUUUACCGCACGUCUGUGAUGGCAAUAACACUGUGAUACUACAAACGUCUCUUCAAUCGAAAAAAGCGAUCGAUGACUGUCUCUUGAUAGCGUCAGCCUCCCGUCCGCCCGUGCAACCGCCCCGCACCGCGAAAGCCUACUCCGGUUACGAAAUACUGACUUUGCAUCCCGGUCUAACACAGAGAAGCGCGCCCGAAAGAAUCGAGCGAUCACCGUGGACAUCACUGAAGCAGACAAACAUUGGAACUCUUGUGGGAAGCUCAAGGGAGCGUGAUGAUCGCAAACCAAGUCAAAGUUCGGGCAAGGUUUAGGCCCAUGAAUGCGACGAGCUCGAAACUGUCAGAGCAGAUUUAUUUAAAUGAAA